This is a messenger RNA of Papaver somniferum (opium poppy), 1791 nucleotides long. Its product is annotated as general transcription factor IIH subunit 2-like. The record is from RefSeq and is a predicted model, not a curated record. The transcript is spliced from 5 exons. Gene Ontology annotation, biological process: DNA-templated transcription; regulation of transcription by RNA polymerase II; nucleotide-excision repair. Lineage: Eukaryota; Viridiplantae; Streptophyta; Magnoliopsida; Ranunculales; Papaveraceae. Gene Ontology annotation, cellular component: transcription factor TFIIH holo complex; transcription factor TFIIH core complex. Bases 386 to 1669 code for a protein of 427 amino acids. Gene Ontology annotation, molecular function: zinc ion binding.
ACUUCCGUCAACGGAAAUCAGAACUGUCUACAUCACAAUUCUAAUAAGAAACCACUGAAGAAGAAGAAAAGAAAAGAAGAACAGUAAGAAACCACUGAAUAUCGAUUCUAAGCCCUAGUUAGAUUAUUGAUUCUGAAUACUGAAUCUCAGUAUUCUCCUCACUCCUCCCCAUUACUUAUCUCAGAUUUUUCUUCUUACGAAUUUAUCUAGGUUUUUCUAUUGAAUCAACAAAACCGGGAAUCGCAUACUACUGGUUUGCAUCUUAAAUUUCCUUUUCAAUUAGCAAUGCUGAUUUAGUAUGGUGAUGAAAAUGUGGAACGUUUAGCAGAAUUCUUGAAACAAAACCCCACUUUAAUAUAAGGCUCUUGCUGAAAUCUAAGGCAGUAUGAAUUACUUUACAAACAAUCAUGUGGAAGAGCGACGAGUGGCUGAAGAAAAAGAAGAUGAGGAUGAUGAGGAGGGAAAUGAGAAUGAUAUGGAGGCUUGGGAGAGAGCUUAUGCAGAGGAUAGAUCAUGGGAGUCUCUGCAAGAAGAUGAGUCUGGACUCCUCCGCCCAAUCGAUAACGAUGGUGUACAACAUGCCCAGUACCGUCGCCGCCUGAGGAACCUCUCUGCUGCGUCUGCAGCUUCUAGGAUCCAGAAAGGUCUCAUACGCUACCUAUACAUUGUCAUUGAUCUCUCUAGGGCAGCUUCAGAGAGGGAUUUUAAGCCAAGCCGGAUGGCAGUGGUUGCCAAACACGUGGAAGCUUUCAUUAGAGAGUUCUUUGAUCAGAACCCUCUUAGUCAUAUUGGUCUAGUUACUAUUAAGGAUGGGGUAGCUCAGUGCUUAACUGACCUUGGUGGAAGUCCUGAUUCCCAUAUAAAGGCUUUGAUGGGUCAGUUGAUCUGUUCGGGUGAUUCCUCCCUUCAGAAUGCCCUAGAUCUUGUUGAAGGCUAUCUCUGCGGAAUUCCCUCAUAUGGUCACCGUGAAGUCCUAUUAUUAUAUUCUGCUCUCACGACAUGUGAUCCUGGGGAUGUAAUGGAAACCAUCAAAAAAUGCAAGAGGUCUAAAAUUAGGUGCUCAGUUAUUGGCCUUUCGGCAGAAGUUUUUGUAUGUAAACAUCUUUGCCAAGAGACUGUAGGGUCCUACACCAUUGCGUUGAAUGAGUUUCAUUUUAAGGACUUGUUACUGGAGCAUGCCCCUCCACCACCAGCAAUAGCAGAAUUUGCUGUUGGGAAUUUAAUCAAGAUGGGUUUCCCACAAAGAGCAGCAGAGGGUGUUGUCUCUAUCUGUUCGUGCCACAAGGAAGCUAAGGUUGGUGGGGGUUACAUUUGUCCAAGAUGCAAAGCACGUGUCUGUGAACUGCCUACAGAAUGCCGAAUUUGUGGGCUGACACUUGUUUCUUCACCUCAUUUGGCAAGAUCGUAUCAUCAUUUAUUCCCGAUAACUCCUUUUGAGGAGCUGUCACUUGCGCUUCUCAAUAGUUCACGUCACAAGUUACCGAAAACUUGUUUUGGUUGCCAACAAAGCCUUGUACCUUCUGGUAACAGGCCUGGCCUCCGUGUUGCUUGCCCCAAGUGUAAACAGCAUUUCUGCUUGGACUGUGACAUUUACAUGCAUGAGAGCUUGCACAAUUGUCCAGGUUGCGAGAGUCUUCGGCAUUCCAAAACUGUUAACAAUAUUGAAUGAUUUUUUUGAUUCAAACAAUAGUGAACAUUCCCCCGAGUUGAGAUGGGUGGAGUAUCAGAAAUAGUGAACUCCACUCAAUUAAUGGAGCUUGUAGUUGUAGCUAUCAAUUGAGUUUUUUCUCA